AUGUCACCUGUGUGCCUUUCCCCCAUUGAAAUAAAAGAUUUACUCAAGGUUUUAAAUGAAUAUGGAGCCAAAGCUUUGCUGGUGAAGAACACAAUUCAGAUGACAACAACUGACUACAAUUUUGGAAAAUUUGAAGUUUGGGUUGAUAACUGGCCCAAUUUCAAUGCUUUCGUAAUCAAGUGGGACUGGACAAAUACACCGGUACCACGUAUUAAGAACUAUUACUAUGAAUUUUCUUUGAGUAAUGAGAGUCUGAUGCAACUUUUGGAGACUCCAAGCCUUAUUCAGUUAGACCAGGGAGAAUUUGUUGGUAUAACUGAAGAAAGGCGAAGUGUUUUUGAAGUAUUUGCAGAAAAACAUGGUUAUCAUCUCCUCUGUAAUAACAAGUAUUAUGACAUAUAUUCUGUCACACAAGAAACCCUGGUAAACAUGCCUACCCCAGCUGAUCUUACUGUUGGGAGUCUCACUCCAGAAUAUGCCGAACUGGUUGCUCAGAAUUGGGAAUAUACAGAAGAAGACAAAUUUGACAACUACAAAGAAUUUAUUAAGUUACUCAUAGAUACUUACCCAACUGCCUGCCUCUUCCUGACUGAACAGAGCAAAUGCACACCUUCCCUGGGUACAGUCCUUUUUUUAAAUGACCAGACUGUCCACACUCCCCACGAACCAUUCACCUGGUACCUAGGUAAGGUUUCUCUUUAUUCCUCUCAGACCUGGUUUCUCUCUUUCCCUAACAAGCUAUCCCACCCCAUGUGCGUGCCUUUAGGGGGGCUCAAACAGUUUGUAGCUCCUUUGUGCCACUGUAAAUGCUUCUGCAAGUGUAUUGGAGGCUGUCCUGGCUGUAUCUUUCCUUUCAAAUGUGCUUCUUAUGGAAUCUGUAUAAUAUUCUGGCAGUUGCUUUUUGAAUGGCUUCCUCUUCUCUCUGUACAGCAUCCUAUUUUUGGUCAAGUUUAG
Molecule: messenger RNA, 954 nt
Organism: Acanthosepion pharaonis
Lineage: Eukaryota; Metazoa; Mollusca; Cephalopoda; Sepiida; Sepiidae
Source: the annotation of a GenBank genome assembly